Messenger RNA from Lipotes vexillifer (Yangtze River dolphin), 2466 nucleotides. RefSeq names its product zinc finger protein 408 (gene ZNF408). The transcript has 5 exons. Gene Ontology annotation, molecular function: protein binding. The record is from RefSeq and is a predicted model, not a curated record. Gene Ontology annotation, cellular component: nucleus. NCBI's taxonomy places the organism in Eukaryota, Metazoa, Chordata, Mammalia, Artiodactyla, Lipotidae. Gene Ontology annotation, biological process: regulation of gene expression. The coding region runs from base 1 to 2160 and encodes 719 amino acids.
AUGGAGGAGCUGCCCUUGGAGUGGGAGAGACUGCAGUUCGCCCCCGAUCCACGCCUGGGCCCGGACUCAGGAUGGAGCCCUUCCAGAGAAGGCUGUGCGCAGGGACUCAAAGACUACUCGCCCGGACCUACCCGAGCCAUCCUCGCUCUAAAGAGCCUCCCGCGGGGCUUGGCCCUUGGCCCCUCACUCAUCAAGGAGCAGCGCUUGGGGGUCUGGUGUGUUGGGGAACCCUUGCAGCCAGGACUGCUCUGGGGGCCACUGGAAGAGGAGUCUGUCUCCGAGCAGAAGGGCCAUGGAGUGAAAACAAAGCAGAAGGAGGACGUGUCACUAGGCCCAUGGGGAGAUGUGUGUGCUUGUGAGCAGAGUUCAGGCUGGACUAGUUUGGUGCAGCGGGGAAGGCUGGAGGGUGAGGGAAACGUGGCCCCAGUGCGGAUCAGCGAGAGGCUCCACCUGCAGGUGUACCGGGUCGUGCUGCCAGGUUUUGAGCUGCUGAUGUGGCCCCAGCCUCCCUCGGAGGGCCUGAGCCCCACCCAGCCCAGGCUAGAGGAAGAGGCAUCCUUGGCUGUGGUGACAGAAGUGGAGUCUCCUGUACAACAGGAAGUGGCCUCCCCCAGGGAGGAUGCAGCAGAACCUUGCACAGAUCCUGGUCACCAGUCACAGCCCCGCAUCCAGGCGGUGAGCCCUGGACUUAAGCCCCGAAUCCAGGACCAAGUUUCCAAGGAGAGCCAGCCACUCAGCCCAUUGCCUCAGGAUGGCUGUGUAGAUGAGGAGAACCCACCCCAGACCCAGAUGCCACCUGAACCUCAGAGCAGCUCCACUCCCCAGCAGGGCCCUGAGAGCAAUGAGGCCAGUUCCUCAUCUUCUGCCAGGGGCCCCCAGCUGCGUGCUUACCUAGUCAAGAAGUUGCAUAGCCCCAGUGAUCAACAGCCACCCAGACCGAAGACCUCAGAGCCCGGGGCCCAGCAGAGUGGAGAGCAGCAGCACCCUGGCUUCCCCUCAUGCUUGCGGAGCGCCCCUGACCCGGUGGGAGGCUCCCCGAAGCGGGGGCGACGGUACCGCUGUGCCGAGUGUGGCAAGGCCUUCCUGCAGCUGUGCCACUUGAAGAAGCAUGCGUUCGUGCACACGGGCCACAAGCCCUUCCUUUGCACCGAGUGCGGCAAGAGCUACAGCUCAGAGGAGAGCUUCAAAGCCCACAUGCUGGGCCACCGUGGGGUGCGGCCAUUCCCCUGCCCUCAGUGCACAAAGGCCUACGGCACCCGGCGAGACCUCAGAGAGCACCAGGUUGUACACUCAGGUGCCCGGCCCUUUGCUUGCGACCAGUGUGGCAAGGCCUUUGCCCGCCGGCCCUCCCUGCGGCUGCAUCGCAAGACACACCAGGUGCCAGCGACCCCUGCCCCGUGCCCGUGCCCUGUGUGCGGGCGGCCCCUGGCCAACCAGGGCUCCCUGCGGAACCACAUGCGGCUCCACACGGGGGAGAAGCCCUUCCUGUGCCCACACUGCGGCCGGGCGUUCCGCCAGCGGGGCAGCCUGCGCGGGCACCUGCGGCUGCACACAGGGGAGCGCCCUUACCGCUGCCCACACUGCGCUGACGCCUUCCCCCAGCUGCCUGAACUGCGGCGCCACCUCAUCUCCCACACCGGGGAGGCCCACCUGUGCCCUGUGUGUGGGAAGGCCCUCCGGGAUCCCCACACACUGCGCGCGCAUGAGCGCUUGCACUCAGGUGAGAGGCCCUUCCCCUGCCCCCAGUGCGGCCGUGCUUACACACUGGCGACCAAGCUGAGGCGCCACCUCAAAUCCCACCUGGCCGACAAGCCCUACCGCUGCCCCGCCUGUGGCAUGGGCUACACUCUCCUCCAAAGCCUCAAGCGGCACCAGCUCAGUCAUCAGCCCGGGGCACCCCCCAGCCCACCCUGUGUGCCGCCUGCCGCUUCUGAGCCCACCGUGGUGCUCCUGCAGACCGAGCCAGAACUACUGGACACAUGCAGUGAACGGGGCGGGUCCCCAGCCCCGGACGUCUUCGAGGUCACCCUUUCCGAGAGCCAGGAUAAGUGCUUUGUGGUGCCCGAGGAGCCAGGUCCUGCUCCCAGCCUGGUGCUCAUCCAUAAGGACAUGGGAUUUAGCACCUGGGCAGAAGUGGUAGAGGUGGAGACGGGCACCUGACCACCCUCACCUUCCCUUAGCAGAGCUCUGUAUAAAGACUGGUGUUUCUGAGCUUCGUGUCUGCAUCUUUCUCUUUGGGUUCCCUGAUAGAGACUAGUCUCUGAGAAGCAGGUCAAGGACUUCCCUUCUUGCUUAUGGACGACCACUUUGUUUCCCAAGACUCUUAAUAAGGUAAACCACUUCUAGAUGUAAGAUCUUUUUAUCAGCUUCCAGUAGAGCUUGUCCUGCCACCCUCCCUGGGAACUCCUCAAGGUGCUUGUUCUUUAAACGUUUUGGAAGUGACCCUGCCCAGUGAGGUAGCCAGGU